AUGAAUAGUAUUCAAGAAAAUGAACAUGUAACAGUUUUUAGAGAAUUUUUAAAAAUUAGAACUGAUCAUCCAACUCCAGACUAUGAAAGUUCAACAAAAUUUUUAGUUGAAAAAGCAAAAGAAUAUAAUAUUCCAUAUGAAGUUUACAGAGAAACUGGUACACCAAUUGUCUUAAUGAAAAUUGAAGGAUUAGAACCAAAUUUAAAAACAGUUUUAUUAAAUUCACAUGUUGAUGUUGUACCAGCAGUUCAUGAUUCAUGGAAAGUUGACCCAUUUUCAGCAUGGAAAGAUGAGAGUGGUAAUAUCUUUGGAAGAGGUACUCAAGAUAUGAAAUGUGUUUGUAUGCAAUUUUUAGAAGUAGCUCGUAGAAUCGUACAAAGUGGUCAAAAGUUAAAGAGAACUUUACAUCUUUCAUUCGUGCCAGAUGAAGAGAUUGGUGGUUCUGGUAAAGGUAUGGAGAAAUUUGUUUACACUGAAAAGUUUAGACAAUUAAAUAUUGGUUUAUGUUUAGAUGAAGGUUUAGCAUCACCCACUAAUGAUUUCACUGUUUUCUAUGGUGAAAGAGCUCCAUGGUGGGUUCAUAUAACUGCUGUUGGCAAUGCUGGUCAUGGUUCAAGAUUUAUUGAAGGUACUGCAAUUGAAAAAUUAAUGAGAACAAUUAAUAAAAUGUUAGCAUUUAGACAAGAACAAUUUGAAAGUCUUCAUCAUGGUCAACAUGAAUGUGGUAAGAAAUUGGGAGAUGUUACAUCAUUGAAUUUGACAGUAUUAAAGGCUGGUAUUCCAAUUGAUCAUAGUAAUAACUUUAGUUAUAAUGUUAUUCCAACCCAAGCUGAAGCAGGUUUUGAUAUUCGUAUUCCCCCAACUGUAAAUCUAGAUCAAUUUUUAGAUCAAAUUAAAGAAUGGACAGCUGAAGAAGGUUUAUCAUUUAAAUUUGCAAGUUAUAUUCCAAAGAAUGAAAUGACAAAAUUAGAUUCUGAUAAUAAAUGGUGGGAAAACUUUAAAGAAUCCUGUAAAAAAAUGGAUAUUAAUCUUGUUACUGAAAUUUUUCCAGCAGCAACUGAUUCUAGAUUUAUUCGUAAUCUUGGAAUUCCAGCUUUUGGUUUUUCACCAAUUAAUAAUACACCAAUUCUCUUGCAUGACCACAAUGAAUUUUUAAAUGAAAAAGUUUAUUUAAGAGGAAUUGAUAUUUUUAUGGGUAUUAUUCCAAAUUUAGUAAAUAUGGAAUAA
Dictyostelium discoideum AX4 is the source of this 1227-nucleotide messenger RNA. RefSeq names its product N-acyl-L-amino-acid amidohydrolase (gene acy1). Lineage: Eukaryota; Evosea; Eumycetozoa; Dictyosteliales; Dictyosteliaceae. The record is from RefSeq and is a predicted model, not a curated record. Bases 1 to 1227 code for a protein of 408 amino acids. Gene Ontology annotation, molecular function: aminoacylase activity; hydrolase activity. Gene Ontology annotation, cellular component: cytoplasm. The transcript has 4 exons. Gene Ontology annotation, biological process: amino acid metabolic process.